AGUCCCAGUCCCCACGGCCUUCAAGCUCACCUCCUUCCCUGCGCAACCUUUUCUCUUGGCCCCAGCCUGCUCCUGCAAACCCGCCUCCGCUACUGCUCGCAACCUCUCGCUCCCCCUCCCUGCCUUACCAUCUCUCCCGCCCCAACGUGCAAACCCGCCUCCACACCUGUCGCAGUUCCUCUCCCUCUCCCUCUCCCAGGUGUCCCAGCCUUGCCUUCUCCCCCGCCCCACCCUGCUCUCUUCAAACCCGCCUCCAACUACUGUCGCAAUUCCCCUCCCAUCCUUGAGUCUCCGUCGCCCCACCUCUGCUCGACCUCCACAAACCCCGUAGAGAUUGAAAUCUCCACUGAUAAGCAGCGGGAACAAUUUGGAAGCGCCGCUCAUAAUGAGUGGAUGAGCAUUCGAAAAUGGCUGGAAAAUUUCAGAGAGAGAGAGAGAGGGAGUCGGACUAUAAGGGAGAUGAGUCGUCGGUGUCAAAAACCCUACAAAAACUUAAUGGGUCUAUGCUCGUCGUCAGUCGCCACCGGGAAGCUGUUCUUCCGUUGUAGAUAAGAAGAACAUCAUCCAGGGCGAAGGGGAGUUGGCUUUCCGAUAACUUGAUUCCGUCAUUCUUACCAAAUAAUUUUAGUUUCUUAACCGAAAACCCAUUCGUUGAAUUUUAGAAAAUCAAUCUGUGAGAUUGAAAUCGAACAUUCGAAUCAAAGAGAGCCACACCGUUGAUACGGUUUCUCACAGGCACUCCUAUUCUGGUUACAAUCUGCUGAGCGUCUCGAUUUUAAUGGGGGAAGAGAAGGCUGAAACCAGUGGUUUGCAAGAAGCGGAGGUUUCAGUAUCCGCCUCUGGAAUGAACCUUGAACGAGAUGCAGAGGUAGUGGAGGAAGAAGAAGAUGGAGAAGAGGAGGAGGAGGAAGAAGAAGACAACGAUGAAGAGGGUGAAGAAGAUAUAGAAGAUGGGGAGUACACGCUGAGGUUCGAAGGUGAGAUGGAUCCUUUGGACUUCACGGAGGAUGAUGCCUAUGGAAUCCAGCCUUAUCAGCAAUUUGAGCGCCUCGAGUAUGAAGCUCUGGCUGAGAAAAAGAGAAAAGCGCUUGCCCAGUCCCAACGAGAUGGAUCUGCAAAGAAGCCUAGGCAAGAGAUGCUUGGUGCGAGUAUUGCUGAAAUUAUGGAAGUAAUGAACUACGGUAUGAGAAGAAAGUCGAGGAAGCCUAGGAAAAGGGGAAGGCGGAAGGGAUCAAAAAAUAAGCUUAGCCCUGAAGUCACUAGGAAACUUGGAGAUGCUACUCUUCAUUAUGCAUUUGGUCGUUAUGAAGAGGCCAUUAGCGUACUCAAAGAGGUUGUUCGGCUUGCACCCAAUUUGCCUGAUUCAUACCAUACACUUGGCCUUGUUUAUAAUGCAAUUGGGGACAAAAAGAAAGCAUUGAACUUCUACAUGAUUUCUGCACAUUUGACACCAAAGGAUCCCUCUCUCUGGAAACUGCUUUUCACCUGGUCCAUAGAGCAAGGAAAUACCGGUCAGGCAAGGUACUGCCUUUCUAAAGCUAUAACAGCAGAUCCAGAGGAUAUCAAUCUUAGGUUUGAUCGUGCAUUGCUUCAUAUAGAGCUUGGGGAUUAUCAAAAAGCUGCAGAAUCAUAUGAGCAAAUAUUAAAGCGACGACCUGAGAAUGUUGAAGCGCUCAAGAUGGCUGCAAAGAUGUACCAAAAAUGUGGUCAGGAUGAACGAGCUGUUCGAAUUUUGGAGGAUUAUUUGAAGGAUCAUCAGACUCAAAUUGAUUUGGAUGUGGCUAAUCUGCUAGUUGCCAUACACAUGAAAAAUAAUGCACAUGCUGAAGCUCUUCAGCAGAUUGAGCAUGCACGCUUGGUUUACAACCGUGGAGAGGAAUUCCCAUUAUAUCUAAAUGUUAAGGCUGGAAUUUGUGAAGUUCAUCUGGGUAAUUUGGACAAGGCCGAGAUUAUUUUCAGGGAUUUGCAAAAGGAGCAUACUGAUGAUCAUCCUAAGUUGAUUAGUGAUGUUGCUGAUUCCUUUAUGAAUCUUGGUCAGUAUGAAUCUGCGUUGAAGUAUUAUUUCUUGCUUGAAGCGAAUGGUGGCAAUGACCAUGGGUUCUUACAUUUUAAAAUUGCUCAAUGUUACUUGUCAUUGAACAAGAGAGUACAAGCUAUUCCAUUCUUCCAAAGAGGUCUGCACUCUAUGGAGGGAAAUAUUGAUGCCCGCUUAACUUUAGCUUCCCUUCUUCUUGAGGAAGAACGAGAAGAUGAAGCCAUUCUAUUGCUUUCUCCCCCAAAAAAUUCAGAGUCAAUAGUGGACAAAAAUUCUACACAGUCUACACAUUGGUGGCUUAAUGGGAAAAUAAAAAAGCUAUUAGCUCGAAUUUAUCAUGCCAGAGGGAUGCUUGAAGAGUUUGUCAAUGCAAUAUUUUCCUCUGUUCGUGAAACAUUGUUUAUUGAAACUAUAAACCAAAAGGUUAGAAAUAGAAAAAGGCUCCCAAGAAGUGUUCUCCUUGAAAGACUAAAAAAAGGGCUGGGUGAUCGUCAAGCUGAUACUGAUACUGUAUUUCAUGGGUUUAGACCACUUGCAGCUGCAUCGGAUUUGUCAAAAGCGGCAAGAGCUAAGAAGUCACUUCAAAAGAAGGCUGCUUUGAAGGAAGAAAAGAAAGCCGCAGCAUUGGCGGCUGGGCUUGAUUGGCAAAGUGAUGAUUCAGAUGACGAGCCUGUGGAGCAAGCAAGAGAGCCACCGCUGCCCAACCUGCUGAAGGAUGAGGAGCAUUAUCAGCUAAUUUUAGAUUUAAGCAGGGCACUUUCUUCAUUGCGGAUGUAUUGGGAAGCACUGGAGAUCAUAAAUCACACUCUAAGAUUAGCAUACAAUACCCUGUCUGUUGAGAAGAAAGAGGAGCUUCGAUCCCUUGGGGCUCAAAUAGCAUACAACACCACCAAUCCAACACAUGGCUAUGACUGUGCCCGAUACAUUGUUCAACAACAUCCUUACAGUUUUGCUGCCUGGAACUGCUACUACAAAGUGAUUUCGAGACUAGGGUAUCGGUUAUCAAAGCAUUCAAAAUUCUUGUACUCUAUGCGGUGCACAUAUGCUGACUGUGUACCACCCAUGCUUAUUUCUGGGCAUCAGUUUACGAUGAUUAGCCAGCAUCAAGCAGCCACAAGGGAAUACUUGCAGGCAUAUAAGUUGCAGCCUGACAAUCCCUUGAUAAAUCUCUGUGUAGGUUCUUCUCUAAUCAACUUAGCUCUUGGAUUAAGACUGCAAAACAAGCACCAUUCUCUUGCACAAGGCUUCGCAUUCCUCCACAACAAUCUGCGAAUUUGUCAAAACAGCCAGGAAGCCUUGUAUAACAUUGCUCGAGCAUGUCAUCACGUUGGACUUGUUACACUUGCUGUGUCAUAUUAUGAGAAAGUGCUGGCAAUUUGUGAGAAGGAUUACCCUAUCCCAAAGCUUCCUAAUGAGGAAUCAAGCCUUACAGAAAUUCAGAAGCCAGGUUAUUGUGACCUUCGCAGAGAGGCUGCAUACAAUUUGCACUUGAUAUACAAGCAAAGUGGUGCCUUUGAUCUUGCUAGGCAGGUCCUCAAAGACCAUUGCACUCCCUGAAUAGACUUUUCAAAGUCAACAUGUAUUAUAUGGUUCAAAUACAAGCUCAUACCAAUCUUAAGUUUUAUGGUUUUCUCA
Macadamia integrifolia is the source of this 3670-nucleotide messenger RNA. Its product is annotated as general transcription factor 3C polypeptide 3. The transcript is spliced from 18 exons. Gene Ontology annotation, cellular component: transcription factor TFIIIC complex. Gene Ontology annotation, molecular function: protein binding. The record is from RefSeq and is a predicted model, not a curated record. NCBI's taxonomy places the organism in Eukaryota, Viridiplantae, Streptophyta, Magnoliopsida, Proteales, Proteaceae. The coding region runs from base 779 to 3592 and encodes 937 amino acids. Gene Ontology annotation, biological process: transcription by RNA polymerase III.